Messenger RNA from Hypoxylon trugodes, 2564 nucleotides. RefSeq lists its product as uncharacterized. Lineage: Eukaryota; Fungi; Ascomycota; Sordariomycetes; Xylariales; Hypoxylaceae. The record is from RefSeq and is a predicted model, not a curated record. The coding region runs from base 419 to 2416 and encodes 665 amino acids. The transcript has 2 exons.
GCUAGCUGUGCCGCUCCGCCUCUAUUAUCAGUCGAACUCUAAAACAAUUUACCACUAAUUAGACCAGACUUACCAGACCACUAGCAUCCGAUAUACUUCCAUCCUUCAACAAGAAAUACCUUAAACUUAAACCCUCUCUUCAUUGCUUUUCUUACAUGCGUGUUGGCUUAAUAGAUCCCCGCGUUGGUUACUUUUCGCGGUCUACACAUUCUCUAGAUUCUGACUUGUUUCUUGUGCCAGUCAAACUCCAACAGUCUCUCGUUCUUAAUCCCUUACCAACUAAAUUUAGCGUCAGCCCUUUAAUGUUACCAACGUUACGAAUUUAAUUGACACGACACUCACAUGGACGAAAUAUUGACAUUCUAAUCGAUCACUAACUUGAGAGGUUUAAAGAUACAUUCUGUUACUUGUAUUCAAAAUGGCCGACGUCGAAGAGCCCAAGUUCAACACCCUCGCGGAUCGUAUCGCGGCUCUGAACCAGCAGAAGAAUUUCACAAGUCCUCCAACUGCUGGGAAAAGACCACCCCCACCACCUCCUCCCGCAGCCGGCAAACGUCAACCGCCUCAGAUUCCAGCCUCGAAAGCGAAUAAUAAUGUCCCGUCGCAAAGUCCUAGCCUACCUGCCCGGCCUCAAAAGCCAAACCCUCCAAGUCUACCGCGACGAACCAAUACAUCCGCGUCCGCCGUCGAAUCCCUACAGGGACGUGAUGCGCCACCACCGCUUCCGAAUCGCGCCAGUACUAUGCAACCAUCACCUGCUCUUCCAACCCGCAGACCAUCAGCACAACCAUUGCACAGCAGAAGAGGUUCUAACUCGUCCGAAGUAUCCCACGUUUCAACAAUUUCAAACCUAUCGUUGAACCCUGCCUCAUCUCGCACGAGCACAACAUCCACCGACACACAACCCGCUCGAAGAGUCCUCGCCCCAACGCUAGAUCAAGCGAAAUUGCCACCCCUCCCGCCAUCGAGAAAAGAAAGAGAGGCACAAGCCGUGAGGGACGCCGCAGAAAAAGAGGCUACCGAAGUUGUUAAGGCACCUCUUCUAACGUCACGCUCUGCUCCAGCAGUGCCCGCUGUCGGUGGAUCGCGACCUGGUCUACCCCCUAGACUGCCUUCAAGACCCGGAAAUUCUACCAUGCAUUCGCAAGUUGAUGAUAGCCCUUCUGUAACCCCACGACGUCUUCCUCCUCCGCCUUCGGCAUUUGUGCGCCCAAGCACUACAUUCGAAUCGUCCUCGAGACCCGGUCCGCCUGGCCCAAGACCAGGGCCGCGGCCCAGUGCAGACGCCCCGCCGCCAGUCCCAGUCAGCUCGCGACCGACAUUCGCCCAAAUCGACGCAGUCGCCGAACGAACAACUGCUGAUUGUUUAAUAUGCCGAGACUUUUCGGGUCCCGAUAGCGUAGCCGCGCAAUAUCCUAAUCACUCGCUUCCAAGACACGACCCAGUCGGUUACUUAGCAAACGUGCUUUGUGGUCCCUUUUCAUCAGCCACAGAUAAAGCAAGAGCUAUCUUCACUUGGUGUCACCACAAUAUUGCUUAUAACGUAGAAGAAUUCUUUGGGAAGUGCAUUAAGGGUAGGAAUGUGGAUGAUACCAUAUUCUACGGGAAAGCUGUUUGCCAAGGCUACGCAGAAGUAUAUCAAGCAAUAGCGCAACGCGCUGGGUUGCAAUGCGUUGUGGUCGGUGGUCAUGGAAAGGGUUACGGAUACAAACCGCUCGGGAGAGGCGAGGCGCCUCCACCUAAGGAUCCUUCAGGACACGCCUGGAACGCGGUUUGCAUAGACAAUGGCGAAUGGAAAUUACUUGACGCUUGUUGGGGUGCAGGCUCAGUAGGUGACCAGAAAUAUCACAAGCAGUUUAAACCACAAAUGUUCUGCUUAAGCAACGAUUUGUUUGGUCUCAAGCACUACCCGAGGGACGACCGAUAUUUCUUCCGGAAUGACGGGCGCAUCCCGACUUGGGAGGAGUACAUGAUCGGACCAGUUCAAGGCGAGAAGGCCGAGUUCUUCGGCACGGCAAUGGAUGAGGGUAUGUCCGAGUUCAAUUUUAGCCCCGCCCUGAAACACAUCCCCGUUUACAGCGGUGAGGUGGUACGGUUCCAAUUAUCUAAGGUCUGUGAACACUGGAUCCCUGAGCGGCAUGGGAAAGGGAAGAGUCAUCUGCUACUCAUGAAGAUCCAAGGAGUAGACGGCAGGAAGGAGGAUUUCGUGCCUAUGCAGACGGAUGGGUUUUGGUGGUGGGCGGAUAUACCGGCAAGGGAUUUGGGUGCUCCCGGACAGGGCAUCUUCUUAUAUGCGUUGGCAACGCUGAAUAACAAGGAUGCCAGAGGUGUUUCAAAGGAGGAGUAUUAUCGAACUAUGGCUAGCGGUAGCUAUAGCAUGAGCUGGGCGAUUUAUGCUAAGUGGGAAUUGGUGUAAAUGUGUGUAUUAGACAUGGCUUUGGACGAAAUAUUGGAGAUGACAUCUCGGAUACCCCUUAAUAUUUUAUACAUUGCUCGAACACAUGGCUCUUCACUUGUAUCAUAUCUGUAUUAUAAUUGCGUAUAUAAUGUAUUAUACGUCCUCU